Molecule: messenger RNA, 3698 nt
Organism: Paramecium octaurelia
Lineage: Eukaryota; Ciliophora; Oligohymenophorea; Peniculida; Parameciidae
Source: the annotation of a GenBank genome assembly
AUGAUUGUAAAAUUUCACAAAAAAACUGAGAGGAUUAAAGGGUUGUCGUUUCAUCCUAAGUAACCAUGGCUUUUGGUUGGUCUUCAUUCAGGGGAAAUUCAAAUGAUUGAUUACAGAUUUGGAAGAGUAUUUAUUCAUUAAUAUAAAUUAGACAAUAAAUGAAUUCUACGAGCAUGAGGGCCCUGUGAGAUCAGUUUAAUUCCAUUAAUCUUUGUGUUUAUUCAUUUCAGGAUCAGAUGAUUUUACUGUAAGAGUGUGGAAUUAUAAAACAAAAAAAUGUUAAUUUGUAUUGCGUGGACACUUGGAUUUUGUGAGAUGUGUUAAUUUUCACCCAGAAUUGCCAUGGUGUGUUUCAGGAUCUGAUGAUCAAACAUCUAGAAUCUGGAAUUAUUAAUCUAGAUAGAUGAUAGCUACCGUAACAGGACAUAGUCAUUAUGUUAUGCAUUGUGAGUUUCAUCCAUCUAAAGAUUUUAUGAUUACAUGCUCAUUAGAUCAGACAAUAAGAUUGUGGUCAAUAGCUCAACUUAAAAAAAAAUUUACAUCAAAAAGUGUAAUCAAUUACUUAUAGUUAGAUCUAAUUUGGGGAAUAAGCUAGCGAAUUAGAAUUGGUUUAGAUUUUGGAAGGGCACAGUUAGGGUGUUAAUUGGUGUUCAUUCAACCCUAAAGACAAUACCAUUUUAUCUGCUUCAGAUGAUAAGAAAAUCAAGGUUUGGAAGUACUUUGAUACCAGAGGAUAUGAAGUCGAUUAAUAUGGUGGACACACAGUAAUGAAUAGAUUAUAUUGUAGAACAAUGUCAGUUGUGCUAUGUUUCAUCCCUUUGGAGAAUACUUCAUCUCUAAUUCAGAGGACAAAACUCUAAGACUAUGGGAUAUGAAGAAAAAGGUUGAAGUAGAUUGCUUUACCAAUCAUGAGUUAGAUAGAUUUUGGAUAUGUGCUGUCCAUUAAAGUAACAAUUAUUUUGCAGGUGGUAGUGAUUCUGCCUUAUAUAUAUUCACAUUAUUUAAAAAUAGGCCUGCCAUUGAUUUAGUGAAUAAUAACUUUGUAUAUUUUGGAAAUCGAAAAGUGAUUAAGAUUUUGGAUUUAUAAAAUGGAUCAGAGAAGACAAUUAAAAAUCUGUAAGAGUUAUCAUGUGUCUCUGAUAAUUUGCUUUAAGACAAUGCUGAAUAAGUUCUAUAUAAUGUUUACGAAAAUCAGAAGUCUCAAAUCUUAGUGAGAUUAAGAAAUCAUUCUCAUAAUAAAUCAAAGGGAGUUUCAAAAUAUCUUGUAUUUGAAUAACAAACCAAUGUAUCCUAAUUCUUUUUAGCCAAAUCUGCUAUUUUUAUAGGCAAAUCAAAAAUAUUGAGAUCCAAAGAGAGUUCUGAAAUAGAGAUUUAUAAUUUUGAAACAGACUCUCACACUCCAUUAGGACACAAAACUGAUCGUCUAUUCACUUUUACUGGAGGAAAAGCCCUUUAUUAUUCGGAGUCUAUGAUUAAUGUGCUGGAUCCAAUUGCUAAUAAAAUAAUAAAUCAGAUUGCUUGUACUAAUGAAUUUCAGAAUAUCAGAUAAGUCAAAGUGAAUGAUUAUUGUAUUUUAAUUCAAACUAAAAACGGAAUAUACAUAUUUACAAAAGAAUUUCAACCUAUUACACAUAUUUCAGAAAAAAUAAAUAUUAAAUCAGUGUUGUUUUUAAGUGAUUAAAUAAAUAUUAUACUUUAUUCAACAAAAAUGCAUUUAAAGUAUCUUUUAUUAAAUGGAGAUACUGGGAUUAUUUGCAGCAUGGAAACAGUGCCAUAUUUGGUUUCAUUUUAGAACAUCCAAGAUAAACCUGGUUUUCAGUAUAAAUUAUUUUAUAUGGAUAAUAUGGACAAAUUACUUAACAUCACUGUUGAAUGUUCUGAAAUAUUCUUCAAAUAUGCCUUAAUUGAAAAAAAUCUUUAAUUUGUUUAGAAUUUCAUUAAGAACCACCAAAAACUAGGAGACCUAAUAAUAGCCUAUUUAUUCUAAAAAGGAUAUUCUAUACUUGCCCAUUAACUAGUAACUGAUAAAAGAGCUAAGUUUCAAUUGGCUCUUUCUUCAAAUAAUUUAGAAAUAGCCUAUAGAACAUGCGAAGACCUUAAAAAUCCAAAAUGCUAUUAGAUGUUACUAGAAGAAGCCAUGAGAUAGGGAAACCAUAAUAUUUACGAAGUUUGUUAAUAGAAGUUAAGAGCAUCCUAAGAAUUGUCCUUUCUCUACAUAAUCACAGGUUAAUUGGAGAAACUUAAUAUCAUAAGCAAUAUUGCACAGGAACAAAAUAACUUAGAUCUAAGAUUUUAGACCUUAUUAACUAUGGAUAAUUUGAAACAAAGAAUUUCAUUCUUAAAAGGUUGCAGUCUGGAUAAAUUAGCAAAUCUUAGUUAAAUGGCUCAUGGAUUAGAAUUUGAAGCUAAUAAAAAUUGCGCUGAAGAUAUUGAAUGGAUACAAUCUUUAAAACCUGAAGCGAUAAUCACUCCAUAGCCUAUAAUAAAAUCAAAUAAACAUCCUUUAUUCUCAAUGAAUUGGCCUCACAAUUUUGUAGAUGAAGAUGAAGUAUUCAAAUUAUCAGGGGAUGAUUCCAAAGUUGCAAAUUAAAGUAAGGUAGAGAUUACUAAUACAAUAACUGCUCAUCAUUAAAAUCCAUUUGAUAAAAAUACAUAAGCUAAACAAAAAAUAAAUUAAAAUAUAGAUAAAACAGAAGAGAACGACGAAUAAUUUGAAGAUUGUUAAUGGGAUUUGGAUGAAGUAGAGCUAUUAGAAAAUAAUGAAUAAAGUCAGGCUACUUUGGAUUAGAAAUCUUUAAUAUAUGGAUAUCCAGAUUAUAAAAAAGGUAUGAGAUUGAUUUUUACUUUAAGCUCUACAGCCAGUGGAAUACUUAAUUACAGAAUAAUAUCAACAAUGUCUUUAAGUUCUUCAAUAAAAUUAUAACUUUGUGAGCUUAACACCUUGCAAAGAUUAUCUAAAGUAGUUAGCUUUGAGGUCUGUUCUAGAAGUACCUUAAAUACCGUUUUUAAUGCCUUCUCCUUUAAUUGUUUCAUCAUCGUAGGAUAAGAUCUAUGUGAAUAAGUCCUUUAAUGAGUUACUCAAAGUAGGGUAUAAAUACACUAGUGAUGGAAAAUUCUAAGAUGCUUUAAAUACAUUCAAAUCCAUUUUAAAAUAAACCAUAUUCUAGAAUCUAAAUAAUGAUGUGGUUCCUAUUUGCUUAAAUUACAUAAUGGCUAUGAAAUGUGAACUUGCAAAGAAAGACAAAGAAAUUUCAAGACAAAUAGAAUUAUCAUGUUAUAUGGCAAUGUGUGAUUUGCAGCCAGUUCAUCGCUCAUUGACUCUGAGAGCUGCAAUGAGUUUGUCAUAUAAAAAUAAGAAUUACUUAACUGGUUCUCAAGUAGCAUAACAAUUAACAAAAUUGCUAGAAUAAGCUCCUAAAGGGGCUGCCUAUUCUAAACCUGAAGUGUUAGAGAAUGUCAAAAAAGUAAUAAAGUAUUAAAUUAAUUAGAUAUAUAAUAAUUGCCAAUAGAAUCCUAAGAAUGAACAUAAUAUCAACUUUGAACCAUUCUAUUUAAAAGAAGGAGUAAAGAAUUUAUGUGCUGAUACACUCACUUAUAAAGAUGAUGUCUAAUAAAUAUACUUUUGUUCAUUCGAUAAGAGUAGGCAUUCAUCAAAAGGAAUCCUAUGCCAAGUGUGUGAAUUGUGUAAAAUCAAUUGA